AUGCUCACCCUCGUCGUUCUCGCUACCCUUGGCAUCGUAGCAAAUGCUCUGACACCGUACGACGGUCCCAGACCCAAUCUCACCCACAUCCCGUUCGGCUACGGAGGUUUGGCGAACGGCGGAUCAUUGAACGCAUCUGCCGUUUACGUAGCCACCAACGCGAGCGAGCUGAGAGAGGCAUUGGCACUGCCAUACGCGAAAACCGUCUAUGUUCAGGGUGUCAUCAAUGGCAAUGAACAACAUGAUGGUACCCUUGCCGACUGCCAAUAUUACAUCGAUCACACCGGCUCGGAUGGUGCUGCCAUUCGAUCCUACAACUUUACUCUGUACCUAUGGAGCCUCAACAGCACCUACCUGGCGGAGGUUGAAGCGGCCGCUGCUGCCAACGAAACGUUCGAUGGCCUGAACGCGACAGAGUACCGGACGUUACUUGGGCAUAUGAACGGGUGGCGACCGGUCGUAUCGCAGACUCAGAAAGCAUCCGUAGCCUUCAAUGUUCUCAGCAACACAUCGCUUAUCGGGCUCAGCGACGACGCCGCGCUCAACGGGAUAAACUUAAAACUCUCGUCCGUCGAUAACGUCUGGGUCAGAAACCUCAAGGUCGUGUCCCCCGCGGACUGCUUCCCUGCGCCGGAGACCUACCCAAGUACUUGGAACGCGGACUACGAUGCAUUUUCCCUGGUGACGUCUACCAACAUUUGGGUGGACCAGUGCGAACUGCAAGACCAAAUCAACGGGUCGUAUGUGAUCCCGGACACGGUCGACCCUGGGUGGCAGGUCGACCGCUUUGACGGCCUCUUCGAUUGCGAAGAUGGAACAGACAACGUCACUUUCUCUCACAACAUUGUCCGCAACCAUCACAAGUCCAUGCUCUUGGGAGGCGGCACCAAGGAGGCUGAUCGAGACCUGGGCUUGAUGCACUUUACGAUGUUCGGUAAUCACUUCGUUAACUCGGCCUCGCGCAGCCCGCUCCUCCGCUUCGGCACCGCCGACAUCUUCGCCAACGUAUUCGAACAAAUCAUGAGUGCGUCACCGGUGUUCAGCUCGUCGGAGGUCGGCGGAACAAACACCUCGACUGAAGACGGAAACCUCCCCGCGGACGCCGUCUUCGAGUACAACAUAGGGGUGUACAACCAGUCCAGCGUACAGGUCGCAGAUAACGUCUGGAUCCAAUCUGGGUCGUUCGCGAGCGAUACCUCUCGCAUUUUCACGCUCAGCGAGGACACCAGUCCUAACCUGCCUGCACACCUGUGCGUUCGGCUGCCCGGGGACGCCUUCUCCGAUCCCAUCAUAGACUCCACAGUGAACGGCGCGGUCGUGAACAUCUCGGCCGUAGCGGAAGAAACUAUCGACUACUUUGUUACCAAUGCGACGAGCAAAGCGGUGGCGGGCGGGGUGCUCCUCACGUGUGCCGACUUUUCUUACGAGUACACGUGGCCGACGGAAUUCAACAGUGCAGAAGAGGUGGAAGAGUACGUCCUUCGAGAGGCGGGCCAGGUUGGCGCUCCGUGAUGUACUACCCUGCAGAUUACGGAUCGAGGACUCUACUCUUGAACAUCCG
Messenger RNA from Punctularia strigosozonata HHB-11173 SS5, 1561 nucleotides. RefSeq names its product polysaccharide lyase family 1 protein. NCBI's taxonomy places the organism in Eukaryota, Fungi, Basidiomycota, Agaricomycetes, Corticiales, Punctulariaceae. Gene Ontology annotation, molecular function: pectate lyase activity. Bases 1 to 1512 code for a protein of 503 amino acids. The record is from RefSeq and is a predicted model, not a curated record. The transcript has 5 exons.